Molecule: messenger RNA, 1005 nt
Organism: Mandrillus leucophaeus (drill)
Lineage: Eukaryota; Metazoa; Chordata; Mammalia; Primates; Cercopithecidae
Gene: EQTN
Product: equatorin, sperm acrosome associated
Exons: 8
Coding region: 79-936 (285 amino acids)
Biological process (GO): fusion of sperm to egg plasma membrane involved in single fertilization; endocytosis; acrosomal vesicle exocytosis
Cellular component (GO): plasma membrane
Source: RefSeq, a predicted model, not a curated record
CACAGGACCUGCUGGGCCACAGAAAGGAGGCUCUGGAAAGACGCACUAGGUUACUGGAUAAAUCACUUCAAUUUCCCAAUGAAUUUUAUAUUGUUUAUUUUUAUACCUGGAGUUUUUUCCUUGAAAGGUGGCACUUUGAAGCCUACUAUUGAAGCAUUGCCUAAUGUGAUGCCUUUAAAUGAAGAUGUUAAUAAACAGGAAGAAAAGCAUGAAGAUCAUCCUCACAAUUAUGCUCCUGCUAAUGAGAAAAAUGGCAAUUAUUAUAAAGAUAUAAAGCAAUAUGUGUUAACAACACAAAAUCCAAAUGGCACUGAGUCUGAAAUAACUGUGAGAGCCACAACUGACCUGAAUUUUUCUCUAAAAAACUAUAAAAUUGUCAAUGCAACUACAUAUGAAAAAUCCGCCAGUGAAGAAGAAACAACUACUAACGAACCCCCUCAUAAAAAUAUUCCAAGAUCAACCCCAAACCUGCCUGCAUUUUGGACAAUGUUAGCUAAAGCUAUAAAUGGAACAACAGUGGUCAUGGAUGAUAAAGAUCAAUUAUUUCACCCAAUUCCAGAGUCUGAUGUGAAUGCUACACAGGGAGAAAAUCAGCCAGAUCUAGAGGAUCUGAAGAUCAAACUAAUGCUAGGAAUCUCGUUGAUGACCCUCCUCCUCUUUGUGGUCCUCCUGGCAUUCUGUAGUGCUACACUGUACAAACUGAGGCAUCUGACUUAUAAAAGUUGUGAGAGUCAAUACUCUGUCAACCCAGAGCUGGCCACGAUGUCUUACUUUCAUCCAUCAGAAGGUGUAUCAGAUACAUCCUUUUCCAAGAGUGGAGAGAGCAGCACAUUAUUGGGCACCACUUCUUCAGAUAUGAGAAGAUCAGGCACAAGAACAUCAGAAUCUAAGAUGAUGACGGAUAUUUCCACAGGCUCAGAUGAUGAGAUGCACUGAGUAAGAGGUGGAACCUGGUGAAGAAAUCAUACUGAUGAAUAAAUAACUUUAAUUCUUUUGUCAUCAAAA